Grammomys surdaster is the source of this 4625-nucleotide messenger RNA. It is a transcript of the gene Cfap97, whose product is annotated as cilia and flagella associated protein 97. Bases 110 to 1747 code for a protein of 545 amino acids. NCBI's taxonomy places the organism in Eukaryota, Metazoa, Chordata, Mammalia, Rodentia, Muridae. The record is from RefSeq and is a predicted model, not a curated record. Gene Ontology annotation, biological process: spermatogenesis. The transcript has 5 exons.
GGAAAGCUGGAGGUGUGGCUGCGCGUGCGCAGAGCGAGCGAGACCCCGAACGCUCCGCGCGGCGCGAGAGUCGGUAGCGGCCACAGUUCGCAGAUAUUCUUUUGGCAUCAUGGAUCGGUUUGGAGAUAUCUCAGAAGGUGAAGUGGACCAUUCUUUCUUUGACAGUGAUUUUGAAGAUGCAAAGAAAUGUGAAAGUAAUUCUAUUUUUGACAAGCCAAAUGAUGAUGACCUUAAGGAAGGAAUAAAUAAGGACACCAAAAAUGUAAAGUUGAAAUUUGGAAUACAAAAUGAUGACCUUAAAGAGAAAAUAGAUAAUGACACAGAAAAUGUGAACUUGAAACUUGGAAUACAAACAAAAGAAAAUUACCUUACUCAGAAAGGAAAUGAAAGAAAAGCAAAAUUUUCUUCAAAGGAACAACAUGUAGAAAAUGAUCCUACACAAACAAGAAGUUCCUCAUUGUUGACUUCUUCAAGAUCAAAAAAAUCGUGUGAUGCCACAAAAGGACAUAAAUUACACUUGCCUGUUCCAAAUAGAAUUCCAAAAAUUGUGAAAGGUGAGGAUGAGUACUACACAGAUGGAGAGGAAAGCAGCGACGAUGGGAAGAAGUAUGUGAGGUCCAAGUCAGCCAAGCCCUCUGGGAACUUAAAAAAAAACUCGAGUAAGAAGUAUUCCAAAAUCAGUUCCUCCUCCUCUUUGUCUUCCUCGUCUUCAAGAUCAAGCUCAGACUGCUCAGAUAUAGGAUCUGACAUGCAAAAUAAAUCUGAUUCACGCUCAUCAGGGAAGCAUGUUUCUAGUGUAACCCCCUCGUCACCAAAACAGAAGUGUAAGUCAGGAAGAAAAUCAAGUGCACAGCCUUCCAGUACUAAACAAAAAACUGGUGACUAUAAUGAAUCCGAAGACAAUGUGACAGAUGUAACUCCUUUGUCAACUCCAGAUAUCAGCCCUGCCCAGUCGUUUGAGUUGGGCCAAUCACAUGAUCAAAAAGUAAAAGUUAAAAGACAAGAGAAUGUGAGCCGGGAUGUGUAUGAGGAUGUGGAGGCUUUAAAGAAUGAUUCAAGAGGUCUGAAAUCAGCCAAAAGGAAAGAAAAGCAUGGGCAGAAUCUUGCUCCCAAAUCAUCCGUGUUAGAUGCAAAUCUAGACCGUAGAUCCAAACAAAAAGUCCUACAUGACACAAUGGACCUUAAUCAUCUGUUGAAAGCUUUCCUGCAAUUAGAUAAAAAGGGACCACAGAAACAUCACUUUGAGCAGCCUUCAAUAAUACCUAGGAAAAACUACUCUUUCACAAGAGAAGAGGUGAGACAGAUUGACCGGGAAAACCAGAGGCUUUUGAAAGAACUGUCAAGACAGGCUGAAAAACCAGGAAGCAAAAGUACAAUUCCCGGAAGAUCCAUCGGCCAUCCCCCCAAGUUGUAUCAUAGUGCUCUCAACAGACAGAGGGAACAGCAAAGAAUCGAAAGAGAAAAUAUGGCUUUAUUGAAACGGCUUGAAGCUGUGAAGCCAACAGUUGGCAUGAAACGCUCUGAACAGCUGAUGGACUACCAUCGGAAUAUGAGUUACCUCAACCCUUCACCGUCCGUCCGACGAGUGAGAUCUACUCUUGGCCAUUAUAGCCCACUGAGAGGAGCUUCCAGGACAUCCAGUGCAACCAGUGGUCUCAGUUGUAAGACUGAUCGAUCAGUGUUGGAAACAUCCAGUGGCUUUUUGCUAAGACCGAAACCCCCGAAUGUUCGUACUGCUUGGUUGUAAAACCUUUUUUUAUGAUAUACAUUGUUCAUCUGUUCGUCCUAUUUUAACAAUGUAUUUUUCUGUACUACUAUAACUAUUUGCAAACAUCUAUAAUACUUUUUUUCAACAAUUUAUACAACAAUGAAUAUAAUUUAUUGUUAUUCAGUGCAAAUUGUUAUCGAAAGACACUUUGAUGUAAAAUCAGUGUUUCAUGUGGGGCAUAUUUAUAGGAGCUCUAUGUGUUUAAUAGAGGAAGGUGUUACACAUGAAUGUUUCUUCAAUAUAGAAAUUCAGUUGUUGUGCUGACAGAGCAGUGAUGACAAUCCAUGUUGAAACCAAGAUGCUCACUAUAUAGUUCAUAAUCUAUACGAUUUUCAGUUAUUGCCAGCGUUAAACAAAGAGCGUACCUGGUAAACUUAAGCAUCUCGGGCUUCUGUCUGCUUUAGAUUGUCUGUAACUCGAGUCAUCACUUGCUUAUGUGAAUGUUACACUCCUUCUGAAAAAAACCUUGAAAUUUGUUUUCAUGGAGAAGCUGAAUUAGAUUGGAAGAGGAGGGCAAGCAGCUUGUACUGGUGCAAUUCUUAAUUCACCAAAGACGCUUCUCCUUAAGAGUCUGAUUAUCCAUUCCAAACCAUUUCACACUGUGAAUAAUAGGGCUUUGCUUUAGAAGCUUCUGUUUCAUUUUUUUUUUAUGCCAUCUGGUAAAAUACUCUUAAGGAUUCUGAGGCAAGAGGUAGGCUUUAACAGCCUCAGGUCUUAUAACUUGUGACUGGUUUGUAUCCAGAUCAUUUGCGUCAUAAACAAAAGCAAGUGUUUGUUGGUUCAGUGAGCAACACUGGCAGCUUAAAGAACCAGAAGCAGACCUAGGGUCUGUUAGACCUAGGGUAUGUCUGUUAGAGCUUGUGUGUUUGAAACGAUCCUGCUAGUGCGGGCGCUGUCGUUGUGCAUUGAUUGUAUCAACAGAAGGCUUAGAGUAAGGAGGAAACGCUUUAGAGAGACCAAAUAUAAACAGGAAAGAAACUAAUCACACAUUGGUUAAAGCUACUGUCUUAAUGUUAGUGAAUUUCCUUGGUCUGGUUUGGCUGACUCCUAGACGCACUGUUCAGUCUCACAUUUAAAGGUCUGUUAAUCCUCAUGGAAUUGCUAGUGACACGUAGGUGUGAAAUAGUUGACUAUGAAAACUAGAAUAUUUUUCUGUCAACCUAGAGGCUGUUUUAUAGAACAAAGUGUGUGGUAUUUCAUAGGCAUAAACUUUUCAUUGCUGGUUUUGUCAGGAUGCCUUUAGUAGAUAUGCAUACGUUUCAUAUUCAAUGACGCAUUUUUCUGAAAAUAUGAAUUCUCCCUACCACAGUGUCAGUGCUCCAGCAGUGUGGCAUGCCACACCUGCUUCCCCCUCAUUAGCAGGAGGCCGGCUGCACUUACAAACAAACGCCAGGGCAUGAGUUGUUGGUCUUACUCUAAUAGACCGUGUCUCAGAUAGAGCAGUGAAGAUAGGGAAUAGUGAGGCCAAAAAAAAAAAAAAAAACACUAGCACAUGCAGCACACACUCAGACCGUCACACACGCACACACACACAAAAUGGAUCAGAAUACAACAUGACUGAGGGUUUUUCUGCUGCUUUUGGAGGGCUGUAAUAUUCUUUAGCAAUUUGUUUUUUUGUUCUGGUGAACAAGAUUUUAUACCUGCUUUAUAUACCCUUAGCUGUACAAAGGAUUUAUUUUGUCUUAGUUUUUAACACUGCACUUUUAUGUUUUUGUAACAACUUAAAUUUAAAAUGCAGCAUUUUGGCAUUUGCCCAGUAGUGAAUUAAUCAAUUUAAAGCAGAUUUUUGUGGAGAAAGAAAUGUGUAUAUGUAAAACCUUUUAUGUUCACAAUGGCAUUAGCCUAUGAGUACAUUUUAUUUGGUCUCCACAUUUCAUAGCUAAAGCUAGACUUUGAUUUUAAAUGCUGAUUUAUGCCUUAGCUUUUACUUUUUGAAAGAAGUUUAUCUAAGUAUUACCAAUAACAAGGAAUCAACUGCAAGCAAAAGGCACCAUCUUUUAAAAACAAUUGAGCAUGUUUUAACAUAGGUGUACAUAUAUGAUGACUGUGUAGAGAUGGGUAGGAAUUUCAAACAGAACUCACGGAUGGAUGUAAGUCAAGGAACUGUAGGGAAGGACUUAGGAGGCGUUUGCAGUGGAGCAAUCGUGAGUACAUCACUCUCUUCAGCCUCACCAGCACCUAUCUGUAGGGUUAGCACUGUCGCAUGGUUGGCUGGCUGGUCCUUACCACACACUCUUGGAAGAUCCGCGUCUGUAGCUAGUGUGCUGGUCUGCUGGCUAGUAGACAGAUCUGAGAACUGUUUUCAUCUCUGUCAGAUGUUAUCUCCUUUUCUAGUAAGUUUUUGUGAAAGAUUUCAAACUAUUAAAAUUACUUCGUAAGGAGUAGCUCCUACCUUGUGCUCCCCUCCUCUUUCAGUCUCCAUCCAAACCGCUCUCACAGCUACUCCAGUUAACUCUGCGGUUUGCUUGGAAAGUAGCAUCAUGCAGUUGUGCUCAACCCAAGUAUCAAAAACGGGCUGUGCAGCUUUGAAAGGUGAUUGUGAUAGGUCUGCUUCUCAUCUGCAGAUACAAUGCAGCAACUCCAAAGUAUUAAGAUUACAGUAAAGCUGAAGAUGCAACUUUGCCCUGGUUAGCAACGCAAAACCUGUAUCGUCAUAAAUGCCAAAGUCUUAGUGUGUAAAUGUCUAUACACCAUCACAGCGAAUGAGCUCACUGCUAAUGACUGAGUUGCUUAUUUUCAUGAAUAAAGAUUAGCAAGAAACUUUUAAACCAUCUAUUUAAAAUAUGUUCUAGUUUGUCAUAUUUUAGGCAUGAAAAACUAGCUUGGCCUACUGAAGAAAUAAAAUAUUUAAAGAGAA